This is a messenger RNA of Anopheles aquasalis, 1301 nucleotides long. RefSeq names its product DUF1676 domain-containing protein Osi2 (gene Osi2). The record is from RefSeq and is a predicted model, not a curated record. Lineage: Eukaryota; Metazoa; Arthropoda; Insecta; Diptera; Culicidae. Gene Ontology annotation, cellular component: membrane.
AUGACUGAAAUGGGAUUCUUCGGGCAGCAAGAGAAGCAGCAGCGGCGUCCUGCUAGGACCGAUCGAUCGUCACAGUCGUUCGGGUAUGUGAUAGUGCUGGCCGUGUUGGUACUCGGUUGCUUCGUCGAUCCCGGCCACCAGGAGGGCAUUAAGCUGCCAGAUCAAACCUCAAACCCACCGUCGGCCAGUGCACCAUCGAGCGGUCCGGCUGUCGGUGAAGAACGGCGCCAGGGUAAGCAUCUGCUGGACUUUAUCGGUCUCGGUACCGGUGGUAACGUGGAUCCGUACCUGGCCCGCACCAAUGCCCAGUGUUUGAACGGAGAGCUAGCCGAUUGCUUCAAAUCACAGGCCCUCAACACGUUCAGUGAGUUCUUUGAACAGGAACAGUACCAACUCACCAGUGAUGCGCGGAUUGUGCGACUUCCGGAGACACAGCUACGUUCGCUGCAGCAGGAAGGUUACGAGUAUGUCGGAGAAUCGCGCCAUUCCGAUUCGGAGUGGGAACUGAUGUACAAGUAUGCGCUGCGGCGGCUCGAACGCUUCGUCAAAUCGACGGCACUGGAGUUCCAGAUACCGGAUGAGAUCACGGAGGAGGGUCGCUACUCGGCACGUUUCAUCGAUGAAAUUUCGGACGAGAUUGACGUGAUCGAGGACAAGAAGGCACCGCUGUUUACGCGCCAUCGGCUGAAGAAGAUCUUUAUUCCGCUGCUGCUGAUCCUGAAGGUGUUCAAGCUGAAGCUGUUGCUCUUCCUGCCCGUCAUUCUGGGGUUGGCCAGCUUUAAGAAGCUGCUCGGUUUCCUGGCCAUCAUCAUACCGGGUGUGAUCGGGUAUCUGAAGCUGUUCAAGCCACACCAGAGCUGCUGCACCAACGAUAUCUUCUCGGGAGGGUUCCAGCCACCACACUACUCACCGCAGGGACUCGGUUCGAUUGGCUACAGCCCGUAUAAGGAGUACGCCAGUGGACCGGCGGGGCACUACGGUCGACCGUCGGGGCCGUCAGACGUCAGCUAUGCCUCGCCGUACGGCAACUACUACCGUGACGCAGGUCGACCGGACAUUAAGGGUGGAAGCGUGAAGUUUGGGGAUGAUUUGGCCUAUCAAGGAUACUCCGAGUACCGGGGUGCGACCGGGGCUAAGGAUGUUAAGGCGGAGAAUUAGAGAAACGAAUUCAAAGGUCCGGAAUGCGAACGAACGAUGCGAUAGGUGCUUUAACGAGGCCUUUAUUGUGUCUAGUACUCUUGAGUGUAUGUGCCUGUAUGUAUGUAUGCGUGUCAGUGAAUAAUUUAUGUAAAAAGCGUGCC